CUCUCAUUGGUGGCUCUCCAUGCGCGUUCAAUUACUCGCUCACACUGCAUCAGAAUUAACCGGAGAAUAUAGCGUUUACCAAGGAAGCCGAACUGACAGUUCCCGUGUUUACAUAUUUAUUUUUUAACUUAUUUCUAUUUAACUGUUUUGUAUCCAUCGUGAUCAUCCAGAUCAUUUUUUUUAAGUGGUUGUAAUUGAUUUGAAAUGGAAGAAAGAUGUCGUCCAAUGUUGCUGUGCAGUGUUCUUGCUCUGUUCUGUGCGCUGGUGUCCUCAGCUGUGGACAGACAGUAUCUGAACGAAUGGGCGGUGGAGAUUCCAGGAGGACACGACAAUGCCCGAUCCAUCGCCGACGAGCUCGGAUACAAAUUAGUCCGACAGAUUGGGGCACUGGAAAACCAUUAUUUAUUCAAGCGGCACAGUCACCCUAGCAGGACCAAAAGAAGUGCGGAUCAUAUCACCAAACGACUGUCGGAAGAUGACAGGGUCUCUUGGGCUGAACAGCAGUAUGAGAAACGGAGGGCCAAACGUGCCCCGCUGGGGACCGAAUGUAAGGACUGCUCUGUGGACAGACUCUUCGACGACCCUAUGUGGAACCAACAGUGGUAUCUGCAAGACACCCGGAUGUCAUCAUCCCUGCCCAAACUGGACCUGCACGUGAUCCCGGUCUGGAAGAAGGGCAUUACGGGCAAAGGAGUGGUCAUUACCGUGCUGGAUGAUGGCCUCGAGUGGAACCACACCGACAUUUACCCUAACUAUGAUCCUGCCGCUAGCUAUGAUUUUAAUGACAACGAUCCAGAUCCCUUUCCCAGAUAUGACUCCACCAAUGAAAACAAGCAUGGUACCAGAUGUGCUGGAGAGAUUGCCAUGCAAGCAGACAACAACAAAUGUGGUGUCGGAGUGGCCUACAACUCCAAAGUGGGAGGGAUACGAAUGCUGGAUGGAAUUGUGACAGAUGCCAUUGAAGCCAGUUCCAUUGGCUUUAACCCUGAUCAUGUGGACAUCUACAGUGCUAGCUGGGGCCCUAAUGAUGAUGGGAAGACCGUGGAGGGGCCUGGGCGCCUGGCCCAGAAAGCUUUUGAGUAUGGUAUCCAGAAGGGCCGUGGUGGGAAGGGCUCCAUUUUCGUCUGGGCGUCUGGAAACGGUGGUCGUCAGGGCGACAACUGUGAUUGUGAUGGAUACACAGACAGUCUGUACACCAUCUCCAUCAGCAGUGCAUCCCAGCAGGGUUUGUCUCCCUGGUACGCUGAGAAAUGCUCCUCUACGCUGGCCACGGCCUACAGCAGCGGAGACUACACCGACCAGAGAAUUACUAGUGCUGAUUUGCACAAUGAAUGCACAGAGACACACACUGGCACGUCUGCAUCUGCUCCAUUGGCUGCUGGGAUAUUUGCACUGGCUUUAGAGCAAAAUCCUGAUCUGACCUGGCGAGACCUUCAGCACUUAGUGGUUUGGACGUCUGAGUUUGACCCCCUGGCCAAUAACCCAGGCUGGAAAAGGAAUGGAGCUGGUUUGAUGGUCAACAGUCGUUUUGGGUUUGGUCUCCUGAAUGCCAAAGCUCUAGUAGAUCUGGCCGAUCCCAAAGUCUGGAAGCACGUUCCCGAGAAGAAACAGUGCAUCGUCAGAGAUGAGACGUUCCAACCAAGACCAUUGAAAGCUGCAGGUGAGAUAUCCAUUGAGAUCCCCACUAAGGCCUGUGCAGGACAAGCAAAUUCUGUUGUAUCUUUGGAGCAUGUGCAGGUGGAGGUCAGCAUUGAGUACACACGCAGAGGAGACCUGCACAUCACGCUGACGUCUCCAUCAGGUACCACCACAGUCCUGCUGGCGGAGAGAGAGAGGGACACAUCAUCCAAUGGUUUCCGAAACUGGGCGUUUAUGUCUGUGCACACCUGGGGAGAAAACCCCACCGGCACUUGGACCCUGAAGAUUACAGAUACGUCUGGACGGAUGGAGAAUGAGGGUCAGAUUAUCAGUUGGAAGUUGAUUUUGCAUGGGACGUCUGAGAAGCCAGAGCACAUGAAGGAGGCAAGGGUUUACAUGCCCUACAAUGCUGUGCAGAACGAUCGCAGAGGAGUGGAACCGAUGGAAGACAUGAUCAAGCAGGAAGCUCCGACUCCAGCUCACGAACCUGAAAUAUCAAGCGCAGUGGUCCCAGACUCACUCCCGUCUGCUGCUUCCAUCAGCGUCCCUGAAAAAAAUCCAGGAGCUCCAGGCUCCUCCACUGCCAAUCUGGCCCUGCUGCGUCUCCUCCAGUCGGCCUUCAACAGGCAAACCCCGGCGUUUCCUCAGCACGCUCUGGCGAUUCCUCCUGCUCCUCCCAAGACCUUUCAGCCCGAGAGGAUCCCCCCGCAGAAGCUGUACCAGGCCCUCGACCAGCUAAACCGUAACAGGGGCUCCGACGACGGCCUGUUCAGUGACUACAGCGACAACUUCUACAGAGCACAACCGUACAGACACAGAGACGACCGGCUGCUGCAGGCACUGUUUGAAAUGCUCGGAGACGACCAGCAGUGAGUCGGGAACAGGCAAAGGCAGGAAGAGUAGGUAAAAGAAGCUGGAUGCCCUGCUGAAAAGACCAGCUUAGGUCCACCAGCAAAACGUAGUUUUUUGAAGCUUUUGGUAGUGAAACAGCAUGUUAAACUGGUCUUGGUGAGUAAGUUACGCAUCACAACAUCUAAAACUAGCUGCUACGCUAGUCUUUUCAGCAGGGCAAAGGGAGAUGGAUGGAAGCUGGUACACUUGAGGGUACUAGAGUUGACUGAUGAAAUAAAAUGCGUUUUGUUCUCUUCCAGACAAGCUUGUUUUUAUCUGCAUAUGUAGUUAUCAACUAUAAGCGUUCUACGGCCUGUGUCUGUCAGUGUGAAUGUUUGUAUAUCUGUGGUGAACAGCCAGCUGUAUUUAACCCUCAGUUUUGAACCAGGUUGCUAAGAUUUAAAACCAGUGACGGGACCAACUAUGGCAUCUCGUGCCCUUUGUCCUCUUGAUGAUUUUUCUCAUGUUGCCUUCACUGCCACUAACUUCUGCAUGCUAUAAAAUGUUGAGAAUAUUCUACAAUGACUGUAAAUUGUAACGAUUUGUGAAAGUGGCAGUCUGCGCAGAAUCAGUUAAAAGGGAAACUUCAACAGAAAACGAAAAAACGAAACAUUAACUCACCUGUUUACUGGACACAGAAGACGUUAUUUGGAAGAAUGUUGCUAACCAAAAAGUUUUGGGUCCCAUUGACUUCCUUUGGCAUUUUUUUUUUACCAUACUUUGGACGUCAGUGGUGCCGAAACCCAUAUUCUUCAAAAUAUCUUCUUUCGUGGUCCAAAAAAGAGGAAAGAAAAUCAUGCAGGUUUGGAAUGAAAUGAAAGUGAGUAAAUUAAUGUAAUUUUUUUUUUUUUUAAUUUCACAUCGAUUUUAUUCAAAUCAAUAUUUGAUAUAAUUGACCUUCUCUGUGCACUUCUUUUGUGCAUGAUUCGUGAGUGCACGCUAUUCCAAAUUUUAAAAAAAGUUUGUCUUGAUAUUUUAACAAAAUAUAACUUUCUCUCCGCCUCUAAAACGACUUGCCUUUUCGACUGAUGUCUCAUAUUUCUCUUAAUUUUCAGUGGUUUGUAACACCCACUUUUCACAAUGCAAAUCAUUAUAAAUUAUAAAUAAAUCAAAGUGUUAUUCUAGAGCAGGGUUUCCUAACCAGGGUUUGUGGACCCCUAAGGGGUAAUGAUGGAACUACAGGAUGUACCAAUGAUAAAUGAAAGGUACUUUAUCUUCUUUAAAAUAUUUACCCUGUAGAGAAAGUUGUAUGUACUUUUAAAGUACACUCACUGUUUUAUUCUAAAUUAGCCAAGUUAAUAUUGAUUAUUUUUGUAGGUGAACAGUGUUCUGUAAGCAGAAACUGCUGCUUCAUCUCUUUUAUGAGACAUUUUCAUUAUUUGAAUCAAAGAUAUUUUCAUUACUUGAAAUAAAAAUAAAUACAGUAUUAUAAUUUUUUCAUUUAUCUCAACUGGCAAAAUUUCUCCUUUUCAUUUACUUUAAAUUGAAGUACUAAAAUAAGUAAUAUAAAACUAAUAAAUAAAAAUUAAUAGAAACAAUAUAGACGUUUAAAAAACAUGACUAGAUUAAUUAAAAAUGACAAACAACAAAAUUACUAAAACGUUCAAAUUAAAGUAACUUUAAUGAUGGAUCAAUGAUACUAACAUAACAAUGUUUUGAUUACAAUACAUUUUUAAAUAAAAUAAUAAUUAUAUUUUUUGUUUAUUCCAAAAAUAGUAAAAAAAAAAAUAAUAAUAUAUAUAUAUAUAUUAUAAAUAUAUAUAUAUUUAAUUUUAAUAUAUAUAAUUAAUUUUAAUUUUAAUAUAUAUAAUUUUUUUUACCAUUAUUUAAAGUAUAAGGUAAUUCCAGUUAACACCGUAAGUGGUUUAGCUGACCAAAACAAAAUAAUAAUAAUAAAAAUAAAGGAAUACCUAGGAAACCCUGUUCAUAGACUUAAGAAACACAGUAAAACCUGGUUCUACUGAGUGCUUAUAGAUCACUGUAUAACAUUCAGGAUUACAGUGUUUAGAGAAAUAUCAUUCAGUAAACUGUAGAGUACCUAGGACAUAUACCUGUGGGACACCUUAAAGCCUAAUCUCUCUGCCCUUUUUUUGCACAACUUUUACCAUGUACCUCUCCCCUGUUCUCUCUAGAAACACAUGCAUUUAAAUCUCUUAAUAGUUAUACAGAUAUAAUUAUGAUGUUAGAACUCAUUAAAAAAGAAAACUGUACAUCCCAGGAAACUGAGUAUAUGUAUCAACUGAUUUUAUAUUCAAAAUUCAUAAAACAAAGAUAAAGUUUUAUUUUUCUAAGAGUUCAUAGUAGUUUAUGAGACUACAGAGAAUUAAUAUCUAUAUAGAACCCUAAUAUAUUAUAUCGCCAUUUACCUCAUAAGCCUAAAUCGCAAUUCUGUCUCUCAUGUGUUGUUGUACCUUUAACCUGAAGGUCUCUGGACUUAUUUCCAAUAAACUUGUGAUGAUGCUCUGAAAGGGAUCGUCUGUGAUUUGCAUUUGUAAAACAGGCUGGAAUGUUCCUACUCUAUUCUAUUUAUAAGUUAUCCUUUUAAGUUAACCAUGUUAAGUUUGAGUGCAAACGUUAAAAUAGAAGCCACAGUUCUGUUUGUAUUUUUUAAACAUAUAAUCCGAAAUUGUUGGAAAUACUCGUUUGUAAAAAGAAAUGACUUAAUAAAUGUUUGUCAUGGUUCAGCA
Molecule: messenger RNA, 5216 nt
Organism: Carassius gibelio (silver crucian carp)
Lineage: Eukaryota; Metazoa; Chordata; Actinopteri; Cypriniformes; Cyprinidae
Gene: pcsk1
Product: proprotein convertase subtilisin/kexin type 1
Exons: 14
Coding region: 205-2511 (768 amino acids)
Biological process (GO): protein processing
Cellular component (GO): Golgi membrane; trans-Golgi network
Molecular function (GO): serine-type endopeptidase activity
Source: RefSeq, a predicted model, not a curated record